UUACAUACUAAUUGUUUGAAUAGGUAUUUGCACGUAUUAAAAAUGCAUUAACCUUACAGUAUGUUUUCAUAAUGUGUACACUGUACAUAUUUCUGAUGGGUGCAUUGUUGAUACUGUAAGCCCACAGCAAAUUAAAAAAUUAUAGAUUUUUACAUUUUUCAUCAUAAUUUACAGUAAUUUAACUGGUGUGAAAUAGCUUCCGUGCUACUAUUUAAGACUUUAUAUUUUAUUGAAUUCUAAUCAGGGCAUGAGGCUGAAUCUUUAUAAAAUGCUUCUUCUGUACAUUAUUAAUCAAUUUGUCUCUAUUCCAGCUGUGUGCAGUGAAACAAUCAGCCGAACAAUGAUCCAUUAAAAACAAGAAUGAAUUCCACAACAGCUGUUUACCGCGAUACGGUACAAACAGUUAUAAUUAAAAAUGUGGUCACUGUGGUUCUCUGCAUCGCCAUUAACUAUGUCAACAGCAUCCUGGUAAACACAUUCAGAAAACAUCAGGUCUGAAACCUUUGAGCUACAUUGUCUACAAAUUAUUUCUGUUGUUUAGGUUGUGUAGGUCACUAAUUAGACUGUAAACCGCUUACAUUAUGUUAUUCUCUUUUCCUACAGGUGUUUAACAUGAACCCUCGCUACAUCUUCUAUAUCCACCUAGUAAUCAACGAUAUCAUCUUGCUGAGUGCAUUCACUCUGCUUCAGGUCCUCAGUUACACUGUGUUUACACUGAAUGCCUCCUUAUGCAUAGUUUUGCUCAUAAUUGCUAUAUUUGCAAACCUGAACAACCCCCUGACCCUGGCAGUUAUGGCAGUGGAGUGUUACGUUGCCAUUUGCUUCCCUCUCCAUCACACCCAGAUCUGUACAGUCAAGAAAACCUAUGCUGUGAUCGGCUUAAUAUGGACACUCAGUACGCUUUCAAUCCUACCAGAUAUAUUUGUUGCCGUAGCCACAGAACCUGUGGAAUUCUUUAAUUCCAGAGUUUUUUGCUUGAGGGAAAAUAUUUUCAGGGCCCCGUAUCUCACAGUAAAGAGAGAUGCACUCAAUGCAGUGUUUUUGGUCAUUGUGUGGAUGACACUUUUCUAUACAUACUUCAGGAUACUUUUUACAGCUAAGGCGGCUGCUGCAGAUGCCAAGAAGGCAAGAAACACUGUCCUCCUCCACGGCUUCCAGCUAAUGUUGUGCAUGCUCUCUUAUGUUUUUCAUCUCGUUAUAGAAGGUCUUACAUUCUUCUUUCCAAAUAAUGCGGUAACCAUUCGCUUCACUAUUGCAAUAUUGAUUCAGAUCCUGCCUCGACUCAUCAGUCCAGUCAUUUAUGGGUUACGAGACAAAACAUUCAGGAAGUACCUAAAGCAAUAUUUGUUUGUUACAAACUAUAAAAUUCAUACAGAAGAGAAAACUGAGAAAUAA
Molecule: messenger RNA, 1395 nt
Organism: Betta splendens (Siamese fighting fish)
Lineage: Eukaryota; Metazoa; Chordata; Actinopteri; Anabantiformes; Osphronemidae
Product: odorant receptor 131-2-like
Exons: 1
Coding region: 613-1395 (260 amino acids)
Biological process (GO): G protein-coupled receptor signaling pathway
Cellular component (GO): membrane
Molecular function (GO): G protein-coupled receptor activity
Source: RefSeq, a predicted model, not a curated record